AUGGCACAACUUCUCCAAGGCAAGGUCGCUGCCAUCACUGGUGCAGUAACUGGCAUUGGGAAGGCGAUUGCGAUUGACUACCUCAAGCAUGGCGCAAGCGUCGCAGUCAACUAUUAUCCAGACGAAAGAUCGCAGAAACAAUUUGAGGAGCUGCGGACGGAAGUGAGAGGAGAUGCAGAAUUGAUUGGGAUACCAGGAGAUGUGACCAAGCCGCAGACAGGACAAGAACUGGUGAAGAAGACAGUGGAAAGAUUUGGCAAGUUGGACGUCUUCGUGAGCAAUGCUGGCAUUUGCCAAUUUGCAGACUUCUUGACGUGAGUGAAAGUCUGAAUACUUGCCUAGCCAUUGACUGACAACAAAGCAGGUUGACGCCUGAUCUCGUGAAUCAAACGAUAUCCACAAACCUCAAUGGAGCUUUCUACGCCGUACAAGCCGCAGCACAGCGAAUGGCGAAACAAAAUCCGUCCGGCGGCAGCAUCAUUGGAAUAUCUUCAAUCUCGGCUUUGGUCGGAGGCGCAGGCCAAACACACUACACUCCGACUAAAGCUGGUGUCUUGUCACUCAUGCAGAGCACAGCAUGUGCUCUCGGGAAGUACGGAAUCAGAUGUAACGCACUACUUCCCGGAACGAUACGGACUCAGCUGAAUAACGAAGACCUUGCCGACGAAGGAAAGAGGAAAUACAUGGAGGCGCGGAUACCGCUGGGUCGAUUAGGUCAGACGAAAGAUCUUGCAGGUCCGGCAGUUUUCCUAGCGAGCGAUUUGAGCGAAUACGUCACUGGUGCGCAGCUGCUAGUCGAUGGCGGCCUGUUCGUCAAUCUGCAGUAG
Molecule: messenger RNA, 827 nt
Organism: Lecanosticta acicola
Lineage: Eukaryota; Fungi; Ascomycota; Dothideomycetes; Mycosphaerellales; Mycosphaerellaceae
Source: the annotation of a GenBank genome assembly